AUGUCGUCUGCCGAUGCGAAGCCAUUGCCUUUCGUCUACCAGUUCGCGGCCGGUGCCGUGGCUGGUGUGUCGGAGAUCCUGAUAAUGUACCCGCUUGACGUUGUCAAGACCCGAGUACAACUUCAGACCGGCAAGGUAGUUGGUGACGAGGGAUACAAUGGCAUGGUGGACUGCUUCAGGAAGAUCAUCAAGAAUGAGGGUGCCUCGAGAUUGUACCGUGGUAUUACCGCUCCCAUUCUCAUGGAGGCGCCAAAGAGGGCUACCAAGUUUGCUGCCAAUGACUCAUGGGGUGCCUUCUACCGCAACCUCUUUGGCCAAUCCAAGAUGAACCAGUCCCUGUCUAUCCUCACUGGCGCCACCGCCGGUGCAACCGAAUCCUUCGUCGUCGUACCUUUCGAGCUAGUUAAGAUUCGGUUACAGGACAAAGCCCAGGCGCACAAGUACAACGGCAUGAUGGACUGUGUUACCAAGAUUAUCAGGCAGGAAGGCCCUCUUACUCUGUACCAGGGUCUCGAGUCAACCAUGUGGAGGCACAUUCUCUGGAACGCUGGAUACUUUGGCUGCAUUUUCCAGGUCCGCGCUCUCCUGCCCAAGGCAACCGAUAAGCGAAGCCAAAUCUCAAACGAUCUCGUGUCUGGUGCUAUUGGUGGAACAGUCGGUACUAUUCUCAACACGCCCAUGGACGUGGUCAAGUCGCGUAUCCAGAACUCGCCAAAGGUAGCCGGCUCAGUACCCAAGUACAACUGGGCAUGGCCUGCACUUGGUACUGUCAUGAAGGAGGAGGGCUUCUCGGCCCUGUACAAGGGUUUCCUGCCCAAAGUUCUCCGACUUGGUCCCGGAGGUGGUAUUCUGCUUGUCGUCUUUACCGGUGUCAUGGACUUUUUCCGUACCAUGCGUGACGGUAAGUAG
Molecule: messenger RNA, 909 nt
Organism: Bipolaris zeicola 26-R-13
Lineage: Eukaryota; Fungi; Ascomycota; Dothideomycetes; Pleosporales; Pleosporaceae
Exons: 7
Coding region: 1-909 (302 amino acids)
Biological process (GO): transmembrane transport
Source: RefSeq, a predicted model, not a curated record